Neopsephotus bourkii (Bourke's parrot) is the source of this 1564-nucleotide messenger RNA. RefSeq names its product coiled-coil domain-containing protein 183-like. Bases 1 to 1557 code for a protein of 518 amino acids. Lineage: Eukaryota; Metazoa; Chordata; Aves; Psittaciformes; Psittacidae. The transcript has 11 exons. The record is from RefSeq and is a predicted model, not a curated record.
AUGUGUUCUCUGCCCUUCUUCUGCCCACAGCAUGAGCUCACCAUCUCUGAGGCUUGUGGAGCGGAGCAGCCCUUGGGCAUUGCUUUGGCCAGUAAGACCUUGGAGGUGGCCCAGGAGAAGCUCCGGGCUGAAGUCUAUGACAGGGUGAACAAAUGCAACAUGCUGCUGUACCAGAUGGAGCAGCGGAGCCGGGCCAAGGAGCAGCUGCAGAGGCGGCUGCAGCAGCUGCAGGAUGUCCGGGUGGCUGACAAGCAGCACCAGGUACAGGUCCCAGAGCCCCUUCCUAGGGUGGCAGCACCCAUGGGGGGUUUCAGCCAGCCCUGCCCCCCUGGGUGGGCACUGCUCUCAGUCCAUGGGCUCACCCCUUGUCUCCAACCAUCUCUGCCCCAGGUGAUUCGUGCACUGCAGAACAGCAUAGACAAGAUGCACACAAAAAUCCACGCUGGGCAGAAGGUGACUGCCCUGUACGUGGUGGUACGGGAUGCCCUGAGGAAGGAGCUGGCCCACCUGCCUCUGCACCUGGACCUCCUGAGUGAGAUGGCCGAGCUGCAGCAUGGGGAGGUGGAAGACAUGGAGCUCAUGGCCUUGGAUGGGCUCCGAGCUGCUCGUGUAGCCAAGGAGCACAUGGCCAGGACAAAAACCCAGUUCCUUGCAGAGAGAGAGCUCAGGCUCCGCACCCUGGCUGCUCAGAAGGAGCCCAUGGACAGAAGCUGGCGCAAGGAAGCAGAAGAAAGGCUUCUGAAAGGGCAAGCCAGGCGUGACCUCACCAGGGACUUCCUGGGCCUGCCCGCAGAGGACCCACCGGUGGCCGCCGAGCCGGAGGCCCCCAAGUCCCAGCUGGAGCGUGAGGCCUGCGUGAUGGAGAAGCUGGAGAAGGCCAAGGCUGCGGUGCAGUGCUCCCGCCUCUGGGACAUCCCCAUCAGGAUCCUGGCACAGCAGAAGUCCCUGGUGGAACUCAAGCAGUACCUCGCAGGGCGCAAGGAGGAGAAGCAGGAGCUGCAGAAGGCACUGAAGGAGCUGGAGAUGCAGCUGGAGGAGCUCAAGUUUCGCCAGCCCCCAGCCACAACCAGGGGGCUGGAGGAGGAGCUGAGGAGGAGGCUGCAGUGGGAAGAGGCUCGGCUGGAGCAGAGGCGAGCCCAGCUGCUGAGGAGCCAGGAGACGCUGCUGGAGUUUGAGAACGGAGUUGACAACCUCUUCGUCCGCCUGCGGGGCAUCCCCGUGCCUGGCCAGGAGCACUCUGGCAAGGCCAUGGGAGUGGACGAGAAGCUCCAGCAGUGCGAGCAGAAGCUGCAGUACCUGGUGCAGCGGGUGGCUGACCUGCCCCCCUCCAGCCUCAGCGAGGAUGAUGAGACUUUUGUGAAGGUCCGACAGCUCCUGGAGAAAACCCUCCUGAGCGAUCCACAGAACCAGAAGGUUCCCUUGGAGGACACGGGCAUGGGGGACCCAGACUACUUUGAUUUUGAUGACGACCACAGUGGCCUUGUCCUCACCAGAGAAGCCAUCAAGAGCCAAGGGCUGGAGCUGAUUGAAAGGAAGAAGCAAAGCAAGAGGAAGUAGGGGUUGC